GCCGUCUAGCGCACACAGAGCCGCGGCGUCGACCCGCCCAUGUCCCCUCGAUAGCACCCCCUGUUCUUUCCCAUCUCUCCAACUCUCCUUGCCCGGCUGCCCCACACCUCUGCUCUUCCCUCUCGCCUCCCGCCGUUACAGCUUGCAGCUCCAGCCCCAACCCCCGUCCCUCUCUCCCUGAGCCGUCGCCUUCGCCUUCGCUGCGAAAUCUAGGGUUUACGCCGCGCAUCGGGUACCGCGCACGCACCGACCGACCACCCGGCGGUCGGCGCCGCUACACGCGGGCUCGCUCUCAGGUGGUUGAGCGUGGCCGGAGAAGGGGAGGGGCGACACUGCUCGUGGGUGGGUCAGCCAGUGUGCCCCACGAGGAACGGCAAUCAUGUCGCAGACGAACUGGGAGGCGGAUAAGAUGCUGGAUGUGUACAUAUAUGACUAUUUUGUCAAGAGAAACCUGCAGGCAACCGCAAAGGCCUUCCAAGCAGAAGGCAAGGUCUCAUCAGAUCCAGUUGCUAUUGAUGCUCCUGGUGGCUUUCUCUUUGAGUGGUGGUCUGUAUUUUGGGAUAUAUUCAUAGCAAGAACAAAUGAGAAGCAUUCAGAUGUUGCAGCAUCAUAUAUCGAGGUAUGCAUGUGGACAUGCUAAACCAUGCUUUUCAUUCUUGCCUGUUACAGCCAGUUUUCAAAUGGAGUUACAGAAAUAAUCUGCCUUAACUUAUUUUUCUAAAUGGGGCGUGGUACCCUCUACAUUCUAUAUAUUUACAACAAAUCCUCUGUAGCAGCAGCGGCAACAACGCCAACAACAGACUUUUAGUGCUUGCAAGUUGGGGUAAGCUAGUGCUGAAACCCCAACUUUUUCAAGAAUAAAAACCUAAAAACUAUAUUAUUCUAGGGGAUCUAAAGACUACUCGUGGUUUAGGUAUGUGGAUAGUUAAUUUUCACGUGCUCUUAUCUAUGGACAAGUUUCUGGGUAUUAAUUGCACUCAAGUUCACUUGUACCACUGCCUCCUAUCAUCCUAUGCCAAGUUUGGUGCAAGGUUAUUAAAACGACAAAAUGUUGAAAUGUUCAUGGGUGGAGUUUUGACUUUUAAAUGUUUUAAACGAAGUUUAAACAUAGUUUUAAACAACAUAAGAAAAUAUCAAUAUAUCAUAAUUUCAGACAAUAAGAUGAAGUUAAAUAACAUAAUUUCAGACAAUAACAUAAGUUCACAUAAUAAUAUUGUGCAAAAUGACAUGUCCACAACCACAUCACCAGAAUAACACAAGUGCAACUAAGCAAGGGAGGGGAGGAGGAUGAGAGCGCUGCAGGGGACUAUGGGAGAUGAGCAUCUUCUUGAGAGCAUGGGUGGUGGGCACUGGCCGACGCUUGGCGGAGGAGGCGAGGCUGAGGAGGCAAGUAGGAGAGAUGGGCGCAGGUAGCGGAGCUAAGCAGGGGAGGCGAGGUCGCGGGGGGGGAGCAGGGGAUGCAGGGCCGCGGAGCCGAGCGGGGGAGCAGGGAGGCGGCAGACGAGCUCAUCGUCGUCGAGCUGAGAGCAGGGCAGCAGGCGAGGAGGACAGGCACCAGGUGGGCAAAGCACAGGGAGGCGGCUGAGAAGAGCAGGGCGCAAAGGUGGAGGCGUAUGUGGUGAUGCCUGAGGCCUGACGGUUUUAGGACUCAGCUAAUUAAAGCAAGGGAACAACAACACCAGCAGCCACCUCAACAACAGCAACAGCAGCAGCAAAUACAAAUGCAACAAAUGCUGUUACAUAGAGCUGCACAGCAGCAGCAACAGCAGCAGCGUAGAGAUGGUUCUCUUCUCAAUGCAAAAAUGUAUGAAGAGAGGUUAAAGCUCCCUCCCCAGCGGGAUUCUCUGGAUGAGGCGUCAAUAAAGUUGCAGCAAAGAUAUGGAGAAAAUGUGGGACAAGUAAUUGAUCCGAACCAAGCACUAUUGAAAGCAGCUGCAGCUGGACAAUCCUCUGGGCAAAUUUUGCAUGGGACUGCUAGUGGUUUGUCAGGUACUCCGCAACAAGUUCAGGCAAGAAGCCCACAACAACCACCUACAGCAGAACAGAAUAUCAGGACCGAGAUCAAUCCAGUGUUGACACCAAGAGCAGCAGGCACUGAGGGUUCAUUGAUUGGUAUCCAAGGAUCUAAUCAGGCUGGAAACAAUUUAACUCUGAAAGGCUGGCCGCUCACGGGACUUGAUCAUUUUCGCUCUGGAAUUCUGCAGCAGAAGCCAUUUAUGCAAUCUCCACAGCAAUUUCAGCAGCUCCAGUUUCUGACCCCACAGCAGCAGCAGCAGCUUUUGCUGCACGCUCAGCAAAAUCUGUCGUCCUCGAUGUCAAGCGAUGUUGAUACCAGGAGAUUAAGGAUGCUUCUUAACAACAGGAAUGUGGUCCUUGGACAGGAUGGGCAGACAAAUAGCGGCGGUGAUGUUAUCCCAAAUAUUGGUUCGCCAGGGCAAAGUGGUGGAUCGCGUAAUGAUAUAGAUAUACUAAUAAAGAAGAAAUUUGCUCUUCUACAGCAGCAGCAGCAGCAGCAAAGUCAUAGCCAGCAGCAGCAGCUUCAGCAACCUGCGCUCUCUGGACAGCAAUCUCAAAGUUCAAACCAGCUUCUCCAUCAGCAUGGAAAACCAGGAGUUGGGAGCUUGCCUAUUGAUGGAAACUUGCCAAACUCUUUUGGAUUUCCUGAACAAGGAUCAAAGAAGAGAAAGAAACCUGUCUCAUCCUCUGGUAGAGCUAAUAGUUCAGGAACAGCGAACACUGCUGGGCCAUCUCCUAGCUCUGCACCCUCAACACCAUCUACUCACACGCCAGGAGAUGCAAUGUCCAUUCCACAGCUGCAGUAUAAUGGUGGCCCUUCAAAACCAUUGAUGAUGUUUGGCUCUGAUGGCACUGGAAGCUUGACUUCUCCAGCAAACCCGCUGGGUGAUGUUGAACGUCUGUUGGAAGAUGGUUCCUUGGAUGAAAAUGUAGAAUCUUUUUUAUCGCAAGAUGACAUGGAUCCUCGAGAAACAAUGGGACGCUGCAUGGAUUCUAGUAAAGGGUUGGGUUUUACUGAGGUUGCAAAAGCCCGUGCGAGUACAAACAAAGUUGUUUGUUGCCAUUUCUCAUUGGAUGGGAAACUUCUUGCCACCGGAGGGCAUGAUAAAAAGGUCGUUUUAUGGUUUACAGAUGUGCUAAAACGUAAAUCCGCAUUAGAAGAGCACUCUUCCCUAAUUACAGAUGUCCGAUUCAGCCCUGGCAUGACCCGCCUUGCCACAUCUUCCUUUGACAAAACCGUGCGGGUUUGGGACGCUGACAAUCCAGAUUAUUCGCUACGCACUUUUACAGGUCAUUCAGCAUCUGUCAUGUCACUUGAUUUUCAUCCGAACAAAGAAGACAUCGUUUGUUCGUGUGAUAGUGAUGGUGAAGUGCGGUGUUGGAGCAUAAAUAAUGGUAGUUGUGUGACCUGCGUUAGGGUUUUCAAUGGAGGAGCUACUCGGUUAAGAUUUCAACCUCGCCAGGGUAAAUAUCUGGCAGCUGCCUCAGAAAAGGGAAUAUCCAUACUGGAUGCGGAGACAUUACAAGUUUGUAGAACUCCUUUGCAGGGCCACGUACAGAUUAUUCAGUCAGUAUGUUGGGAUGCCGCGGGCAACUAUCUGGCGUCUGUCAGUGAAGAUUCUGUCAGGGUGUGGUCAUUUACCUCAGGGAACUACAUCGAAUGCAUACAUGAGCUGAUCUGCAGCGGGAACAAGUUCCAUUCGUGUGUUUUUCACCCAAAUUACCCGAAUUUGCUUAUAAUCGGUUGUUAUGAGUCCCUAGAGCUUUGGGACAUAAGGGAGAAGAACACGGUGACAAUCAGCAACGCUCAUGACGGCAUGGUUGCUGCCCUAGCCGCGUCAAGUGCAUCGGGGCUGGUUGCAUCAGUGAGUCAUGAUCAGCUCGUUAAGCUCUGGAGGUGACACUGAACACAGCAACGCUCGUCUGUGUCAUUCUCAUUUCCAGUGUCGUGGCAAAAGCGAAAGGGCAGCUGAUCUGAUCUCCUAGGUUGAUUUGCGACUGUGGCAUGCGCAAACUAUUCAAAUAGUUGUCAGUAAUGUGCUUCCCUUAUUUCUUUGUUUGUUUAUCCAUGCCGGGUGAUACUAUGUUACAAUUUUAUCUAUUUAGAGAACUGCUAUUAUAAUUUGACCUCCCACUUAGGCCUAUUUGGCUACUCUAGUAUUUAUUCCAAUCCAUGUGUAUUGAAGUGGGUUAGGGUGUAAAUUAGUUUAAUUUAUACACAAUUCAACUCAAUACAUGUGGAUUUAGUUGAAUACUAGGGAUUAAUGUAAAUACUAUAGUAUCCAAAUAAAGUAGGCUUAUGUUCAUUUCA
Molecule: messenger RNA, 4327 nt
Organism: Zea mays
Lineage: Eukaryota; Viridiplantae; Streptophyta; Magnoliopsida; Poales; Poaceae
Product: leunig-related1
Exons: 19
Coding region: 1722-3917 (731 amino acids)
Cellular component (GO): nucleus
Molecular function (GO): protein binding
Source: RefSeq, a predicted model, not a curated record